AUGACGAAGAAGGAAGUUAUAAAAUCUCAGCAACAUCAAACUUCAGACUCUAAGAAUAAUCUUUUUCGUACGUCGAUGGUACGAACUUUCUCAUGCAAGUUUUGCAAGAAACAAUUUUCUUCUUCGCAUGCUUUAGGUGGACACCAAAACGCUCAUACGAGAGAGCGCAUACUUGCAAAGCAUAGCCAAGAGAUUAUGAAGGGUCAUGUGACCCCUCAUUAUCCUUUUUCUUACUAUAAUUCUCCUAGUAUUUCUACACCCCCUUAUCAAGGAUAUGGAUCCUAUACUAGAGCCCCUACACCCCCUUAUCAAGGAUAUGGAUCCUAUACUAGAGCACUUGAAAUUAAGUUGGAGUCCAUGUUUCAAAACCCUAGUAAUAUAUGGAUCCCACCUCCUUUCAAGCAUGAUUCUACUCCUAUGUGGACACCAAGGCAAGAAAUGAAAAAAAAUUCUUCUAUUGAUGAAGUGAAGAUUGAUGUUCUUAAUGCUAAUAUGAGUGUUGUUGGAGAGUCUUUAACAAGUGUUGCUACAAAGUCAAACUACAAGUCAAAUGCAGUUGUCAUAGGUGUUGAUCAUCCUCGUACCAACAAAGAAGAAGUUUUUGAUUCUGAAUAUACUGAGUUUGAUUUGUCCCUUAAACUUUAA
Messenger RNA from Trifolium pratense (red clover), 645 nucleotides. RefSeq names its product zinc finger protein KNUCKLES-like. Lineage: Eukaryota; Viridiplantae; Streptophyta; Magnoliopsida; Fabales; Fabaceae. The record is from RefSeq and is a predicted model, not a curated record. The transcript has a single exon. Gene Ontology annotation, biological process: negative regulation of abscisic acid-activated signaling pathway. Bases 1 to 645 code for a protein of 214 amino acids.